Molecule: messenger RNA, 644 nt
Organism: Pyrus x bretschneideri (Chinese white pear)
Lineage: Eukaryota; Viridiplantae; Streptophyta; Magnoliopsida; Rosales; Rosaceae
Product: glutaredoxin-C9-like
Exons: 1
Coding region: 92-514 (140 amino acids)
Source: RefSeq, a predicted model, not a curated record
CCCCCCCCUCUGAAAAUUCUCUCUCUCUCUCUCUCUCUCUCUCUCUCUCACUCUCUCUCUCUCUCUCUAAAAGUUGAACUUUAAUCGCAAUAUGCAAUCAGAAACUAUCCCACAGGGAACAUGGAUUCCGGGCACUCGGCCCGGCCACGCCGCACUGUCCUCACGUGACGUCCCAAGCGAGCAACAUGUGGCGGCGGCCAGCGUACAAAAGCUAGUGUCAGAGAAUGCCGUCACGGUUGUCGGGCGACGUGGCUGCUGCAUGUGUCACGUCGUUAAACGGCUGCUCCUCGGCCACGGUGUCAACCCUACUGUUUUCGAGGUGGACGAGGACGACGAGACCGGCGUUGUCAUUGAAUUGCGGAAACUGACCGGAGAAGGCCAGGAGGACUGGCAGCAGUUUCCGGUGGUGUUUGUCGGAGGGAAGUUGUUUGGUGGUUUGGAGAGGGUUAUGGCUACUCAUAUCACAGGUGAACUCGUGCCUGUAUUAAAACAAGCUGGAGCUUUGUGGCUUUGAAUUUUUAGUUGCUUUUUUUUCUUUUCUGGGUUUUUUUUGGGUUUGUGAUUCUGCAAUUUUCAAUAAUUUACUUAACUUACAUAUGAUAUAUUUGGAUUCAAUAAAAAAGUUGGAGGAAUACAUUUCAGUA